Messenger RNA from Coturnix japonica (Japanese quail), 7640 nucleotides. It is a transcript of the gene SLC2A13, whose product is annotated as solute carrier family 2 member 13. Gene Ontology annotation, biological process: transmembrane transport; myo-inositol transport. The record is from RefSeq and is a predicted model, not a curated record. Gene Ontology annotation, cellular component: apical plasma membrane. NCBI's taxonomy places the organism in Eukaryota, Metazoa, Chordata, Aves, Galliformes, Phasianidae. Gene Ontology annotation, molecular function: myo-inositol:proton symporter activity.
CCGGGCGCUGGGAGCGGCGGCAACUUCCCCUCAAGUCCGUCCGGCGGUGUUGGUCGCUAUGCGGCCCGGCUGAACGCGGCCCGAGAGGGGGCGGGCAGGGCAGGGCAGGGCGAGCGCCAGCAAAGCCGCCGCGUCCGGAGCCGCCCCGCAGCCCCCGGUUAAGCCGCCCUCCCCCCGGGCGGGGCGGGCCCCGCCGCGGCCGUCCCAUGUCCCGCAAGGCCGGCGACAAUGUGGAGUACACGCUGCGGAGCCUGAGCAACCUGAUGGGCGAGAAGCGGCGGCGGCAGGCGGAGGGGGCCGCCGGCUCGGGCGCGGCGGCGGCGGGCGAGCGGAGCCUGAUCGCCGCCGAGUCGUGCUCCAGCCUGAACAGCGCGGCGUCGGGCGCGGAGCUGGAGCGGGCGGCGAGGCGGCAGUUCCAGCGGGACGAAACGCCCGGCUUCGUCUAUGUGGUGUCGGUGUUCUCCGCCCUCGGGGGCUUCCUCUUCGGCUACGACACCGGCGUGGUCUCGGGGGCCCUGCUGCUCCUCAAGCGGGAGCUGAACCUGGACGCGCUGUGGCAGGAGUUGCUGGUCUCCGGCACGGUGGGCGCCGCCGCGCUGUCCGCCCUGGCCGGCGGCGUCCUCAACGGGCUGUGCGGCCGGCGGCCCUGCAUCCUGCUGGCCAGCGGCCUCUUCACGGCCGGGGCCGGCGUGUUGGCGGCCGCCCGCGACAAGGAGACGCUGCUGGGGGGCCGCGUGGUGGUGGGACUGGGCAUCGGUGUAGCAUCUAUGACAGUGCCUGUGUACAUCGCAGAAGUUGCUCCACCACACUUAAGAGGCAGAUUAGUCACCAUUAACACCCUGUUCAUCACUGGAGGGCAGUUUUUUGCAAGCGUUGUGGAUGGACUGUUCAGCUACCUCGUGAAGGAUGGAUGGAGGUACAUGUUGGGGCUGUCAGCUGUGCCGGCAGUUAUACAGUUCUUUGGUUUCCUGUUUCUCCCUGAAAGCCCCCGCUGGCUGAUUCAGAAAGGCCAGACUCAGAGAGCACGGAGGAUCCUGUCUCAGAUGCGUGGCAACCAGGCAAUCGAUGAGGAGUAUGACAGUAUCAAAAACAACAUCGAAGAAGAAGAAAAAGAAGUUGGAGCAGCUGGACCUGUGAUCUGCAGAAUGCUAACAUACCCUCCAACUCGAAGAGCCUUAAUUGUGGGUUGUGGUCUGCAGAUGUUUCAACAACUGUCAGGGAUUAACACCGUCAUGUACUACAGCGCGACCAUCCUGCAGAUGUCGGGGGUUGAGGAUGACAGGCUGGCCAUCUGGCUGGCCGCCCUCACAGCCUUCAUCAACUUCAUCUUCACACUGGUGGGAGUCUGGCUCGUGGAGAGGAUGGGCCGCCGGAAGCUGACGCUGGGCAGCUUAGCAGGUACUGCUGUAGCACUUAUUAUCCUAGCUUCGGGAUUUUUGCUGUCAGCUCAGGUCUCACCAAGAGUCACACUUAAUCCACCAGAUCCUUCACAUCAAAACUCUACCUGCACAAAAUACAGUUACUGUAAUGGAUGUAUGUUAGAUCCGGACUGUGGUCUCUGCUACAAACUGAAUCAAUCAAGUGUUGUUGAGUCCUCGUGCAUCCCUGUUGAUAAACAUUCUACCAUGAAAGCUGCUUGGGGCAGGUGCUCAAAUGAAACCGCAUUCAAAAAGGAAGAUUUGUUCUGGGCAUAUAAUUUCUGCCCCACCCCAUACUCCUGGACAGCACUUCUGGGCCUUAUUUUAUACUUGGUUUUCUUUGCACCUGGGAUGGGUCCUAUGCCCUGGACCGUCAAUUCUGAAAUCUACCCUCUGUGGGCAAGAAGUACAGGAAACGCGUGUUCAUCUGGAGUCAACUGGGUUUUCAACGUGCUGGUGUCACUGACCUUUCUGCAUACAGCUGAAUAUCUGACCUACUAUGGAGCCUUCUUUCUGUAUGCAGGGUUUGCUGGCCUGGGACUCCUUUUCAUCUAUGGCUGCCUUCCUGAGACUAAAGGGAAAAAACUAGAGGAAAUUGAAUCUUUGUUUGAAAGCAGGCUAUGUACGUGUGGUAUGUCAGAUUCUGAUGAAGGGAGGUAUAUUGAAUAUAUUCGGGUGAAGGGAAGUAAUUACCAUCUUUCUGACAAUGAUGCUUCUGAUGUGGAAUAAUUUUCAGCUGCUGAUGUAUUUAAUCAUGUAAAAGCCUUCUGGGGGAAAAGCAGCUCUCUGGUGACCUCACUGCCCUGCUUCUGGUCUGGUUCUCCUUUCUGCUGUCUAGUUAAAAAUGCCUUCAUGUUCAAAACGGCUCCGUUUGGGAGGAAAUUCAAUAUGCUCAUGUUUUCUUGAUAACUAAAAGCAAUGGCUUCCAAAAGAGAUUGAAUUCCACAAUGAUAUGUUUGCAAUCCCACACCAUGUCGAGGUAUUUUGCGUGAUGUACUGUGCCAGAUGAAUGUGGAAGGCUAUUCUAGGUGGUCAGUGGUUGUCCUUACCUUCAGUACUGACAAAAGUUAACGUUGUAGCUAGUCAGAAAGCAGCUGACAUUGGUCAGAUCCCCAUAUCAUACCAGCCUACCAGACAGUUCUUGUAUGCCACACAGCAAAGGAUGCUGCUGCAAUAGUAGCCAGUUGAAAGGGUUAACUGAUUGUAAAAGCUACAGAUAUCACCUGUGUAUCGUUGUCCAAAUUUAUCCCAAUGGAAUUUCAUUUGUGUUCAUUUGAGAUAACCACAGAGGGCCACGGUCACCUACAUGGUGCCCUACCAGGGUGUAGUCCCAGGUCGUGUCGCGGUUGCUGCUCUUUAAGGACACACUGCAGUCAGCAGUUCGUGUUGGUGAGAUCCACUGCCAAACCAACAUUGUGAGAGCAGGAAACUGAAGCCAGGACGUGGCUGCAUGUACCAGUGAGCUGGUGGUGUACAUUGCUAUGGACAUCAGAGAGGCUACAGGCAGUUGGAAAUUAACUAUUUUCGUUCUCCUUUACACCAUGCGUACAUUUGGGUUUGCUCCUAGUUUUGAACACAAAAUAUCAUGAGCUGGAAGAAAUAAAGGGAAGGGAGAGGUUUUCUGCUGCUAAAUGCACAGUGGUCAUUCCUCCUGUGCCUUUUGCUAAUGAAUAAUCCAAUGGCCUUCAGUUUAUCUUCCUAUUGCAGAGUGAGUGAAUCCCAGCAGAUUUUUCCUUCAAAUGCCCUUAGUCAACCAGUGUCUUUCCAGAUUGAAAGAACAAUCUUAGUGAUGGGUAUAAGCCUACAUCUCGUAUUAAUUGCCUUACUGAAGCAUUGCAAAGCUGUCAAGAAACCGUCAGGCACAAAAAUCGAGUUGGCUGCCUUCAGUGUGGUAAUGAAAAUAUUAAUGGCGUUUUAUUCACCUGCCGUGAUUGCUUGCCUUGGCAAAUUGAAUUUUAUGCAGCUACAUAAAAGUGUAAUGUAAUUUUUUUUUUCCUUGCCCUGUUUCCUUCCAUGGCUUCAGUUCUUCAGAGGUAUGAAUUUGAAAGCGUAAAACAUUCAAAUUCUUAUCUCUGAAACCUUCGCUUCAUGAGUGUGCCUGGAGGCUGCUCCCCAUUCACUUGGUAAAAAUACAUUUAUUUUUCAUUGUGUAAGGAUUCAAGAAGUUGUUGGGUUCACUACCUUUUGUAGAUGCACUUUGUGGGCUCUGUUUGGAUUGCAAAAUUAUUUUGAGUGCAAGAGAACUGUCAGAAUGAUGGCGGACACUUGUUACUAAGUUAUUUUUAUUGGACGAUAUGUGGAGUUUUCAUUGUAAUCACGAAGUGUAACGCUGUGCUGUCUGAUCUUAUACAGGAGAGGUCUCUUACUCUCUAAUUGUUGAAAUUCAGUGAUUGGAUGGAUGCAUUUUGGGUUAUUUUCUUUUUUACUUCAUAAAUCAAAGAAAUAUUUUUAGAAAGAAGAUAUUUUAGAGCAUCUUUCUGUAACUUGACUGGGAAUAAAAGGGAAAAGCAUAGCAAGCAGAGGGAGCAAAGAGUCUGCAAAGAACAGACUGACCUGGAACCUCUGAUGGGCAGUGACAGGGCUGCAUCCCAAGCCUCCACCCUCCUUCCCUCUCUGUAAGCACACAGUAUUCACAGGCAUGUAAGCACCAGCAGCUGGAAAGGACCGGCUCUCCGGACCUUUAUCCAAAGGCACCGGUUUUAGACCAUCUGUUGGGCUGCUGCCGCUUCAAAGCCUCGCCAAAGGUGCAGUACAUGGAAUGAGAAAGGGAUGCUUGUCACAGGUGAGAAUGAACUUCAGGGUGAAUUGGUUUCUUUCUGAAACCAAAAAAUAUCUGUUGGAAGACUCUUCUUCAGAGCAGGUUUGUUAUCCAGAGCAGCAUUGGAGUAGGUGCUUACUGCCCAACCUGUGCACACUGGGAUGCUACACAAAGACAGACUGAGGCGGGUAUUUCCUGGCUUUUCAGGGCAAGGACUUACAGCUCUGAUCCCCCAGAAGCAUGAGCCCAAGGUCCCUUGAUGGAAGCAGUUUGUGCACCCAGUUCCAGCACUUACCUCCAUGUCCACAGGUAGAGGACACAGCAGCAUUUUAGUGGCAUAACCAAAGUGAAAUCCCUAUGAAAACUGCUGUCACAAGAUCAGCCUCUGUUUUUUCUUGCAGGCAGUGCUGGGACUUUUUAGCAGCAGAAGACCAUCUUUCUUUGCCUGUGUUGUUUCAUGGACGUUCUCAGGAGCAGCACUCAGUUGUGUGCAGCAGUAGGUUACUUCCCACGCUACAGUUCAGUCUCUCUCAUAGCAGUUCUCUGAAGUUUUACAUCCUGGGCCCUUGAGGCAAAAUGAUUGAAUCACAAGCACCUGGUUUAUUUUCACAACUUCUUAUGAGGAUGCAAAAUAUAUCGGCUUCUUUGCUGCCGACCCCCUUUCCUACCCACAGAGCUGGGCUUUAGUCUUCCUCUGGUUGCUUUACACAAAGGAAACAUUCCACACCUUAUAAACAGCGGACCUACUACCAAGCAUUAUGUCUCUUAAAAGCGAGAUCAAAUACUUGAAAUUUACCUUACACAAUUAGGGUUUUAUCUUUAGAAUCUCUGAACAUUUAUAAUGUAUGAAGGUAAUGAAAUAAAUGUUUCUAUUUUACAAAGAUUUUUAUAUUUGUGCAUAUACUUUUAAGUUUGAAGAAGUUUCGCUAAGGGUAGUGCUGGUGACAUUCCAGACAGAAGAAUACACAUGCAGUGUAGUCGAGUCAUUUCUUAUGCCAGAAGGUUAAUCUAUGAGGUAGCUGAAGUAGUACAGCUAAGCACAAUGUUGUUCUAUGGACAGCUUUCUGCAGGAGGUGGGUAAGAGUUCCUUUGCAGGGACUGCACCUUCAUUCAGGUAUUCAGUGCAUGAGGAGCUGCUGGUAGAGCUGCACGUGGGUCACACGCUGAUCACAGCGGUAUUUCAGGAGGUAUUUCAGUAGCUCAGAUUCUUUACAGGUUUGGGCCUAUGAGCAACAAUAAUAGGAACAAUUCCUGAUGAGUUUUUAACCUUUUAUAAUUUAAUUCACCGUACUUCACCAAUAGAGGUUUGUUAACCAUGCUGAAAUUCUUACAGUGUUGGGCGGUGAAGUCAUUUGCAGCUUGUUUCUUCCCUCUGUCACUUUGCUGCGGGCAGGCUGAGGUCAGGGGCCUUGUUUCCCCCCCUCAUGGGGUGGCAAUAGAGAUAGCAAAGCGAACGCUUCCUUCCUCUCUCACUCAGUUUGUCCCCAGUUGGACACUGGGAGGAAGUUCUGACUCUGAAGGUCACUGCGGGGCUCCCAGCCCUGGGUGAGGGUCUGCGGGUCGGUCAGAGCAGGCUCUGUGCUUCUCAGCCUCAUCCCCCCCUCCACUGCUCUCAACACAGUGCUGCUCCAACACAGACACCUUGCAGUUCUCCUUGCGUUUGCCUUAGAGGCUCUGCAGGCCAAACUCAGCGAGGAAGGGGCAGAGCCCUCAUUGUAUAGAGCGGGAGCCAAGUCAGAGUAGCAAGUCCUGCAAAGCACUUUAACGAGUCAGAUAUCUCUGCACUUUUCCUGAGAGAGCCAAGCCAACCAAACCCCAUUCCCCAUUGGGAAGAAAACAGAGCUUUGUGUACCAGGCCAGAAGCAGAUAAUGCCACAGUAUGUGCUUUAUGGCAAAAUGUGUUCUUAUUGCAGGUAAUAUUUACAGCUUACAUGUAGCUGCUGCCUAUCAAGUGACACAAUUGUUCUCUGGAUUUUAACGAGUCACAUUUUUUGUGCAAAACUCUUGGUGGUUUUCUAUCAAUCUCCAUCGCCUUGUGUACAGUACAGUAAGCGUAGUCCACAAAGUGGUCUAGGUUGUGGCAGUGUUAAAACCGUCAGCACAGUAAAACCUAGGUGAACAUUGUUCAAGAAUAUUGUUGUUUGUGAUACCGGGAGGUUAAAACUCCUUAAAGGCAACUAUAUUAUAGAUUUUAAAAGUCUGAAAAAAAUAUAUAUAAAUAAUGGCAAUUCUUAUCUAUUUUGUGUAUGUUUUCAUAUAGAGAGUUUUUUAUGUGCCGAUAACCAUCACUGUAGUGUUUUGUAAAUGGGUGUUAAUGGUGUUCCAGAGUUGUGUAUAUGAGCAUUCCCUUUAGCCAGGCCGAGCUGUCAGUGUGACCCAGCGGCAUGUUUUUAACCUCUCCACUCCGCUCCUCGAGGCUCAAUGUCAGCUUCACUACAGCACACGGGGAGCUGGACCAGAACCCGGCAUCGGGAACCUACAGUUCACCUCAGGCCCCACUUCUUCACGUUUUUCCUACACGGUGCGUGGCAGCUGAAUGAGCUGGUGUGUGUAAUUCUACAGCUUCAACUGUGCUUCAGUUGCACUCCGAUCUCUCAGAAUUCAGUUUGACAUUUCAUUGCAUUUGCACAAGUAAAGGGAGCGCUGAUUAAUUGUGAAUAAUGUCCCUGUGUUUCUAAAGGUAACAUCCAUUCAGGAAGUGUUGAAAUAAAGGCAAAUUUCUCUCGCUGCCUUAAACAGACUUUGGAGAGGACUGAAUGUAGGACCGUCGUCGUGGCUUCUGCAGGGGAAACUUCAUUUGGUGAGCUGGGUGCUGGGGGAAGCCCAAGGGUCCCAUGGUGCUGGGCUGCCCCAGCUCAUGCCCCCACCCUUCCUGGUGCGUGUCCGCUGUCUGAGUGCUGCUGGGCAUCCGAGUGGUGCUCAUGGAAGUGAUGGGAUGAUUGUUCUUGACGUUCUUCAUGUGCUCCAGUGUCCUGCUGGUCCGGGGCAUAGUGGGAGUCGGCACAAGUCGUGUGUCCGCCUUUCAUCUGGAAUCUCACAACCCCACAAAGGCAUCGCCCGGGUCUUUCUGCCACGAGUUCUCUUUAGGGUAUUUGAGACUUUAUUGGAGACCAAAUUGGUAGAAAUAAAUGCUUUUGUGUUCCAUAAUAAUGGUGCCAUCAGGACGCAUGGAAUGGUACUUGGUACAGAACAGGUCUUGGCAAAACUCACUGUCAGGUUGUCCAAGUUAUUUUGUUAUCUUAACAAUGUCAGACGUGCCAUUUCCUUUUGCAGCCAGUCAAGCCUGUAAUGUAUGAAAGUGUUGUACAUUUUCUGAGACUUCAGUGAUGUAUAAUUAUUUAAUUGACUUCUGUUCUGAUUGCUUUAAUGACGUUCGGUCUUUACAUAAAAGUAAAUAUCUUCCAAGAAUUGUCAGUGCCAGAAGUGUAAAUGAACAAAAUAAAAGGUGAUACUUAAUUACAGAA